Carica papaya (papaya) is the source of this 812-nucleotide messenger RNA. NCBI's taxonomy places the organism in Eukaryota, Viridiplantae, Streptophyta, Magnoliopsida, Brassicales, Caricaceae. The record is from RefSeq and is a predicted model, not a curated record.
AUGAAAUUCACUAAUUUUAGGACAGAUCCCGUUCCCAAACCUUUUCCAUCUCUAUAUAUAGCGGAUUGUCAACAGAAAAGCUCCGAAAUAUUUUCCAAGGACAACCAUAAUUUCUUCCUUCGCAGAGAGUGAUUUUCGGUUGCAGAGUCUAUCUUCUGUUGUGAGAAAUGGCAAAUUCAAUUCGUUACUUUCAACUGAACACGGGAGCUAAAAUCCCUUCCGUUGGGCUGGGCACCUUUCAGGCUGGUCCUGGUCAAGUCGCCGAUGCAGUUACCGCUGCCAUUAAGGCUGGGUACAGGCACAUUGAUUGUGCGGCAGCUUAUCGCAACGAGAAGGAGAUUGGGGAUGCAUUAAAGAAGCUUUUUGAAGAUGGUGUUGUGAAACGUGAAGAUUUGUGGAUUACCUCUAAGCUCUGGAAUACAGAUCAUGCACCAGAAGAUGUACCCGAGGCAUUGAACCGAACUUUGAGAGACUUGCAGCUUGACUAUGUGGAUCUGUAUCUAAUCCACUGGCCAGUCAGCAUGAAAAAAGGAUCAGUUGGCUUUAAUCCUGAAUUUCUUACAACACCAGACAUACCUAGUACAUGGCGAGCAAUGGAAGCUUUGUAUGAUUCUGGCAAGGCUCGAGCUAUUGGUGUUAGUAACUUCUCUGUAAAAAAGCUUGGAGAUCUGUUGGAAGUAGCACGUGUUGUUCCUGCUGUCAACCAAGUGGAAUGCCACCCUGUGUGGCAGCAACCAAAAUUGCAUGCAUUCUGUAAAUCGAAGGGAAUCCAUCUCUCUGUGAGUGUCCUCCUAUAAUACGUUUACUGUUCC